Messenger RNA from Cotesia congregata, 693 nucleotides. NCBI's taxonomy places the organism in Eukaryota, Metazoa, Arthropoda, Insecta, Hymenoptera, Braconidae. The record is from the annotation of a GenBank genome assembly.
GAUGACAUAUGUAAACCGUUGCCGUAUGAAAUAAGUAAACAAGCAAGUACUUUUGAAAACAGAGAAAAAUUUAUUGUUAAUUUUCUUGAGCAACGACUACCUAGUAAUGACAGUUCACAAAUUGUUGAUGAAUUAAAAAAGGUUAUUUUUAUUUUUUUUUUUAAGACAUUUAUAUUGGACAAAUUAAAAUCAAACAAUAAGAAACAAAAGCCAGUGAGAAAAGGAAAUUUUUUAAGUGGCCGUAAAAGAAAAUUACUUGGAAUAAAAACAGUCGGCUUGAACAAACAACUUAAGUAUAAAGAGUUAUUACCGCUAAAUACCCUGUGGCUAGAAUAUUUUUCACAAACGCUAGGAGUUGAAAAUUUCAAUGGAUUACCUAAUCCAGGUGACAAUGAUUGGGACAGUAUAAGCCAGAAAAUAAUGAAGUCAGAUUUUCACGGUGCAAAAGUAAAAGUCGUUAAAUCAAAGUGUCCUAGUUUGAUAGACAUUCAAGGAAUAAUUGUACAAGACACCAAAAAUACAUUUAGAAUUAUUGGUGAAGAUGAUACUAUUCGUACUGUUCCGAAACACGCUGUCGCUAUUGACAUUCAAUUAAUAGAAACGAAAUUUCAAUUGUUCGGCAAAGAUUUAUGCAUUCGACCAGCCGAGCGUGUUAAAAUAAAAAAUAAAUUUACUCCUUCGACUAGUUUGUGA